Messenger RNA from Trichomonas vaginalis G3, 951 nucleotides. Its product is annotated as protein serine/threonine kinase protein. Bases 1 to 951 code for a protein of 316 amino acids. The record is from RefSeq and is a predicted model, not a curated record. Gene Ontology annotation, biological process: protein phosphorylation. Gene Ontology annotation, molecular function: protein kinase activity; ATP binding. Lineage: Eukaryota; Parabasalia; Trichomonadida; Trichomonadidae. The transcript has a single exon.
AUGAAUAACAGUGAAAUUGAGUUCUUCCAGCAACAUGGCUUGACAUUCAGAAAUGUCAUAGGGGAAGGCUCAUUUGGAAAACUCUUUCUUGUUUAUUCAUCCCAUUAUGAUCAAUGUUUUGCAUUGAAGAAGAUACCACAACUUUCAUUCCAUGAGAAUGAAAUCGAGUGCUUAAAGCAUAUCUGCCAGAAGAACAUCAUUAAUCUAUAUAACUAUUAUAGAUUUGAUGGUCAUGUUUAUUUGCUGAUGGAAUAUUGUCCAAAUGACUUGAAUUUAUUAAUACAUCAAGACAAGGAGAUUGAUCCAGAGUUACUUAGAGUUUAUAUUUAUGAUAUUCUUCAGGCAAUCAAGACCUGCCAUGAUAACAACAUUGCUCACCAGGAUAUCAAGCCAAGCAACUUCUUAAUUGAUAAGUAUGGUAGAAUCAAGGUAUGCGACUUUGGUUUGUCUAAUAUCUAUGAGGAUAAUCCAACCUGCAACACAUUUAAAGGCACUAUGCUUUUCAUGGCUCCAGAACUCUUCAGAAAGAAGGAAUAUAAUGCCAUGAAAGCUGAUAUAUGGGCCCUUGGAGUCACAUUCUUCUGCAUGGCAACCAAGACAUAUCCAUUUUACUGCACAAAUAAACAAAAUUACAUCAAGAUUCUGAACACAGGAAUCUUCCCUCACUAUAAAGUUGCAAGUCCAUCGCUUAGGGAAGUGAUUAUCCACUGUUUGGAUUUAAAUCCAGAGACAAGAGCAACAGUUGACGAACUCUUAAAGUUAGCAUAUUUUGACCAAAUGAGAUAUCAUAACCCAUUAGAAACAAAAGAUAUCGGAAAAACUCAAUCCCUCAAUGCAAUAAUUUUUAAACCACUGUUGAAGAGAUCAAUGAAAUUAACAGAGAGAAGUACAGUCACAUCGUUAAGAAAGAAGAUCCCCAUCGAAUUACUCAAGCAUUCGAGUGUAUAUUAA